Molecule: messenger RNA, 2279 nt
Organism: Mugil cephalus (flathead mullet)
Lineage: Eukaryota; Metazoa; Chordata; Actinopteri; Mugiliformes; Mugilidae
Product: RNA-binding protein 4.1-like
Exons: 3
Coding region: 154-1494 (446 amino acids)
Cellular component (GO): cytosol
Molecular function (GO): zinc ion binding; mRNA binding
Source: RefSeq, a predicted model, not a curated record
GAAGAAGAACCAUCCAGUGUCCAGCAUCUACGGGCCAACACGAUCUAAACUACAAAAAAAAAAAUCACAGAAGAAGUGGAGCUAGUCGCCAUUUUGUUCUCGGUGGAUCGAGGCGCAGAUUGACGCUUUUAAAAGUGACGCUGCAGCUGCACGAUGGUGAAGAUAUUCAUCGGGAACCUGUCGCCGGACACGACGUCGGACGAGCUGCGCUCGCUCUUCUCGCAGUACGGCAAGAUCGCCGAGUGCUCCAUCGUCAAGAACUUCGGCUUCGUGCACAUGGACGACAAGGCGGAGGCGGAGGAGGCCAUCCGCAACCUGCACCAGUACGAGCUGAACGGGCAGCCCAUGAACGUGGAGCUGAGCCGCGGCAAGUCCCGCGGCUCCACCAAGCUGCACGUCGGCAACAUCGCCUGCACCAACCAGGAGCUGAGGGCCCGGUUCGAGGAGUUCGGCGCCGUGUUGGAGUGCGACAUCGUAAAAAACUAUGCUUUCGUUCACAUGGAGCGAAUGGAGGACGCCAUGGAGGCCAUUAAUCAUUUAGACAACACGGCUUUCAAAGGCAAACUGAUGAGCGUGAAGCUUUCGACUAGCCGCCUGCGCACUGCGCCGGGAAUGGGAGACCGGUCGGGUUGUUAUCGUUGCGGGCAGGAGGGCCACUGGUCCAAAGAGUGCCCCCUAGACCAGAACGGCUUCCACAGAAACGGCUCAGAGCCUAAGUUCGAUGGAUACGAUGCCUCGAGAUUUGGUGAGCGCGGCCGCAGCCGGGCUUAUCAUCCGGACUUCAGCGGCGAACCGGAUUACGGCGCGGGCUACGCUCCCGUGCCCGAUUUCCCCCGGGGCGCCGCCCCCCACCCUCCCCCCGGCGGCGGCGGCGGCGGCGGUAUGGCGGCGGCGGCGGCGGGGUACAGAAGAGUCGCGGGCUACGAGGGCGCGAUGAGGUACGCGCCGCACCCGGGCUACGGCGUCGGCGCCGUCGCCGAUCAUAGCAUGGCUCGGAUGUACGGCAGCGACGCCGCCGCCGCCGCCGCUGCCGCCGCCGCGUACAGGGGCAACGGCUCGCUCUACGGCGCCGUGCCCGCCUACCCGGUGCGACGGUCGCCGUACGACCAGCGGGAUCCGUACGGGGUCGUGGACUACUACGAGAAGUACAGGGCCAAUUCGUACGGGGGCAGUUAUUUCGAGGAGCGUCGCGGCGUCCCCGUGCCCGCCCCGUCCACGUCCUCCUCCACGCCGGUAAUGAGGGAGCGGCUGCCCCCGUCGGGCCUCGACCCAUACGAGUGCCCCCCCCUCCCCCCGCCGCCGGCCCCCGUCUCCUCAUACUACGCACGCGACCGGAGCCCGAUCCGGAGGGUCGCCGCCGCCGCCGCCGCCGCCGAGGCGGAUGGAUACGCAUACGAGCGCUCGCGCCUCUCCCCGGGCACCGCCCUCCCAAGGAGCUCGACCUUUGACCACACGCGGGAAGCCGGCGCCGAGCGCCCACGGUUUACAUACUAACCCCCCCCCCCCCCUUCACAGCUGACCCCCCUCCCCCCCUUUUCCCUCCCCCGUUUAGCAGGUAGGACGUAGCCGAAGUGCCAUCGGAAUCACUGAAGUUUAAAACACCAGUGUGUCUCAUUGCUGUUUCUCUCCGGGGCCCCGAGUCACGGCCUCAGUGUAAGUAACGCGCGUGUGUGUGUGCGCGCGCGCGCGUGGGCGGGUUCGUCAAAUCAUCCAGCAACUCAGAUAUCAUUCCAGGUCAUUAUCACAGGACACGAGGACACUCAGUGACUGCACCCGUCACCGCCGACGUUUCGCCGAGCUCGGACGUCACGCCGCCGCCGCCGUCAGGACUCUGCUCUGCUCUAAAGUACAUAAAUGUUCUCUGAACGCGUUGAAAUUUUGUGCAUGGUGCAUGUUUUAAAGGUGAGUCUUACGUUGAUUAAAACUUUGGAUUAUAUUCAGCAGUAUCUUGUAUUAAAACUUGUGCUUUUUAUUUUAGUGUAUUUGCGUUAGUGGGAGUUUCACAUCGUUACUGCAUAAAUAUACCGACAGUAAAACAAAAAAAAAAAACAAGUGUGAGUUCUUCUUCAUCCUCUUGUACCAAAAGUUUAAGAACUUACUUUUUCUUCUUCUUCUUUUUCUUUUCUUUUUCUUUCUUUUUUUUAAAUAAAGGUGCGUUGUGAUCAUUUUCGUUGCUGUUGUUAGUAAACGCAUUACUUAGGCGACAUAGUGCUGUGACUAAUAUGACCCUUCACAUCUUAAUCAUGUUGUCAUUUCAUAAUAAAAUAACCUGAACGGCC